AUGGCCUCAACAAAGCUUCCCGCCAAACCCCUCGGCCGCAACGGCCCUCUCGUUCCAAGAUUGGGCUUCGGAGGCAUGGGCCUCAGCGUAUCUUAUGGAUUUGGAGGCUCAGACGAAGAACGCUUCAAGGUUCUAGACCGCGCCCACGAGCUGGGCAACACGUUCUGGGAUACAGCAGACGUCUACGGCGACAACGAGGACUUGAUUGGCAAAUGGUUGAAGCGUACGGGAAAGCGUGACGACAUCUUCCUUGCCACGAAAUGUGGCGGCAUUCUUGAUGCUGGGGGCUUUUCCAUUCGUUCGGAUCCGGAAUACGUGCGGCAGGCUUGUGACAAGUCACUCCAAAGACUCGGUGUUUCUCACAUUGAUCUGUACUACAUGCAUCGGCUUGAUAAGGAGGUGCCUGUUGAGCUUACGAUCAAGGCUCUAGUAGAGUUGAAAAACCAAGGAAAAAUCCGGCACCUGGGUCUCUCCGAAAUCUCAGCGGCCACCCUCCGCCGCGCCCACGCCAUCCAUCCAAUCACCGCCAUCCAAGUCGAAUACAGCCCCUUCGCCGUCGACAUCGAGAAGCCCGAGAUUGAUCUCCUGCGCACGGCCAGAGAGCUCGGCGUUGCGAUUGUCGCUUACAGCCCCCUGGGACGGGGCAUGCUGACGGGGCAGAUCAAGUCCCCAGACGAUUUUGCCGACGAUGACUUCCGCAAGAUCAUACCUCGUUUCUCCAAGGAGAACUUUCCCAAGAAUCUGGCGCUGGCCGACAAGAUUGGGAGGAUUGCUGCUAGCAAGGGCGUAACACCGGGACAGUUGACCCUGGCGUGGUUGCUGGCACAGGGCGACGACAUCUUUCCAAUUCCUGGUACGAAGAAGGUCAAGUACCUCGAAGAGAACUUGGGAGCUAUCAAUGUCACUCUUACAAAGGAGGAAGAGGCAGAGAUUCGGAAGGCAGUUGAUGAGACGGAAGUUACUGGAGGCCGAUACCCUGACGCUAUGGCAGGUCAGUUAUAUGUCGAUACCGUGGAACUCAAGAGCAACUAA
Messenger RNA from Trichoderma citrinoviride, 1032 nucleotides. Its product is annotated as Aldo/keto reductase. Gene Ontology annotation, cellular component: cytoplasm. The record is from RefSeq and is a predicted model, not a curated record. Lineage: Eukaryota; Fungi; Ascomycota; Sordariomycetes; Hypocreales; Hypocreaceae. The transcript is spliced from 4 exons. Bases 1 to 1032 code for a protein of 343 amino acids.